Molecule: messenger RNA, 2826 nt
Organism: Puccinia triticina
Lineage: Eukaryota; Fungi; Basidiomycota; Pucciniomycetes; Pucciniales; Pucciniaceae
Exons: 7
Coding region: 1-2826 (941 amino acids)
Source: RefSeq, a predicted model, not a curated record
AUGGCGCGCCGACCACCGACCCGAGCCAGCAGGACCUUGAGCACCAGCCAGCACCCGGCAGGCUCGACCAGCAGCUCCACCCUCGUCAACAACGAGCUCGACGAGAUCGAGAAGCAGCAGGCCGAGUACCAGGCAACGGCGGGGCUGCACGUCUUCGAAGUCCCCGAGGGCUGCCGGCUCCAGCCUCCACCGCCCCAGCGAAAACCAUCCCAGGCCACACGCGAUGAGACCUUCCUGACAAACCGCAUCAACUCCCCCGGCAAACACCUCAGACCGACCGCCCUCCACCACCGCCGGGCCCACCAUCCGUCCACAGAACCGGAAGACAUGCUCAGCAACACCAACAGGCGCGAUCUCAACACUCUCAGCUCCGACGAGAAGAUGGGCGCCCUCUUCGACAGCGUCCAGGAGAGCUUCCACAAAUCAGUCACCCCAAGCAUCCAGAACAUCCCCGAAGAACCGCCCUCUCAUCAGCGCGACGACUAUCCUGCUCGGAUGGCCCGCCAGAUCGAGCCCACCCCCAAACAACGGCCCCCAUUCGCUCAUCUCCGCGGGAAGGUCGACCUGUCCAGCAAGCCAGCCCAGGAGACGCGUCAGGCUUCUUCUUCGCACGCCUGGCUUGACAACAAUCGCGUCACCAACCAGUCCGCAAACGUCACCACUCGCUCCCAGAUCCCGUCCAAAUACCUACCUGCCCACCGCGCCCACGCACCCGCGUAUCCCUCCAGCAAGUCCGCCAGCUCGAGCGCCCAGAACGUCCCCCCCAAGACGGCCAAUGGCCCGGCGAUCAACAAGGAUGGCUGGCGACUGGGACCGAUGACGACCACCGGAAAGUCGCCCUCGGACACCGAAAGUCCCGAAGACACCUUCCACCCCCCCACCUCUGUGCCCCUCGACCCCGCACAGAAACCCCUCUUCCGCGGCGCCUCUGAAUACCAUAACAAGAAAGUCACAUUCUCUCAGGUCCUGGCCGAUAACAACUCCCUGCUCGCCUCCGGGAGCGUGCUGCAGCAGCAUCAGUCUCGCGCAGAUCCUCCGGAGCGCUCGUCGGACACGACGACCGAGGACGACGACCGGCCCCACCAGCAGCGCGACCGGACAGAGCAGACUUUUGUUCGCGCGGACGAGCCCGGCCAGACCACCCUUGCCACGCCCAAGAUCACCGGCUUCUAUCCCAGCACGCCGGCGACCCUGCGUCCCCAGGCUAGGCUCGGGGCCGGCGAGGACGCGUCAAGACUCGAGAAGCUCAAGAGCCUCAAGAACGUGCCUUCCCGGGCCCGGCUGAAGCGCGUCUCCAGCGCGCUCGACGACGAGCCCGGCCAUCUCCCCCCCUCUUCAGCCAGCCUCACCUCCAAGCACCAUCCGGGGACGACUCGGACGGGCAAGGGAAAGGAGAAGCAGGUCGACGCCGACGCCGACGCGGAGCCGCUCUUCGGCGCCGAUCCUUCCCAGCCAGCCCCGGCCGACCCCGCCCCAGCCGCGCAGCCAGCCGAGAACUACGACCAGACCGUCCUCAACACCGACCUCACCCUCGCCUUCCAAACACCCCAUCCCCCCGGCUGGUUCGUCCCCGACCCCAGCGGCUCCACGGACCGUCCCCCGCCAACCAAACCCAUCCGGCGCCCUCCCAGCGCCGCCAAACUGCGCAAAACCGCCGCCUCUUCCUCUUCCCACCCCUUCUCCUCGGCCGGUGACCGCGUCAUCUUCCCCUCCAAUGCGCGGCCGCCCGUCGUCGACGAUGGGACCCCCAGACCGCGCGACGUCGACGAGGGCCCGCGCGAAGACCCUGCCUUCUCGUCGCCCAGCUUCGACGGCUUCGCGCCCCAACAGCGCCGCCCACUCACCAGCACACCCGCGCCCCCUCCCAAACCCCUUCCUCGUCCGCCACCGCCUCCCGGACCGGUGAAGACGCUGAAGGACUUGGCCGCGACGGUCAUCGAGUUCAUCGUCGACAAGAAGCCCCUCGACGUCCUCGCCACCACGUUCUCGCGGACGAGUCAGGACCAGCUGGCCCAGAAGAGCCUCGUCCAGAGCCGCAAGCAGGACAUGCGCGCCAAAGAGAGCGGCCAGAAGGAGCUCGAGACGUUGCUCCUGUCGUCCCAGAAGGUCGAGGACGAGCGGCGCCGGAUCCAGGCCAAGCUUGACGCCCUGCAGGCCGCCAACGGGCCCGGGCGCAGCUCGUUCCUCGCCUCCCUGGUCCCCGCUUCCCUCUUCUCCAGUCUGCCCCGGAAGAGGGGCCCGGCAGGCCGCAGCGGGCGCUGGAAAGUCGUGCUUGUGGGGCUCGUCGUGCAGACGCUGCUCAUCUGGAUGGCCCUCCAUUUGUCGACCGUGCGUAGCUACAACCGGAUCCUGGACGCUUCCGCCAGCGCCCCGUCCGCGUCGUCGGCGUCGUCGACGGCCAUGGGGGGAGCGCCGGGGAUGAAGGUGCCGGGCAGUCUGGCCUACAUGAGUCGCGACCGCCUCGCCCGCGUCCUCUCCGCCCACCAGCGUGGCCCGUCUACGGCGCUUCGGGCUCCGGAGGCCGCCGGCGUCCGCGAGGGCGUCGCCGAGCUCGCGCGCUUCUUCGUCGACUGGCUCGCCGGCUUCGGCCGCUUCUUCCAUCCCUCCGCCCGCUGGCUCCUCCACGUCUCCCGUCUGCGCCCGCUCCUCGCCUUCUUCCGCUGCGUCGACCCGCCCGCCCCGCCCGCGUCCCCGCCCGAGCCCCCAACGAUCCCCUCCAACCGCACCCUCGUCUCCUCUGCCGCACCCUUUGACACCCUCGGAACCGACCAUUCCCGCGCAAUCUUGGACUUCUACCACCAGUUCUUCCCCUUCGUUCCCACUUGA